GCACGCAUGGCCACGAGAGGGCGGGGGAGGAGUGAAGAGGUUGAGGCGCCCCGCCCAGUCAGCCGGGUUGCGCGUGCCCUGUGAGACCGCCAAGAUGGUGGUGGGCGCGUUCCCUAUGGCGAAGCUGCUAUACUUGGGCAUCCGGCAGGUCAGCAAGCCGCUUGCCAACCGCAUUAAGGAGGCCGCCCGCCGAAGCGAGUUCUUCAAGACCUAUAUCUGCCUCCCGCCGGCUCAACUGUACCACUGGCUGGAGAUGCGGACCAAAAUGCGCAUCAUGGGCUUCAAUGCCGCUGCCGUCAAGCCACUGAACGAGGGGGCAGCCGCCGAGCUGGGCGCGGAGCUGCUCGGCGAGGGCAUCAUCUUCAUCACCGCCUGCAGCUGCCUGAUGCUGGAGUACUGGCGCCACCAGUUGAAGCAGCGCCGCAAGGAAAAGGAGCGACGCAUUGCCAGGGAGGAGCUGCGGGGCGAGAUGGGCCACUUGGGACUGGCGCUCGAGGAGCUGCAGACGCAGGUGCAGGCCACGCAGAUGCAGCUCGCCCUGGAGGAGCUGCGCGCUCAGCUGCAAGAGGUGCGAGCCCACCUCUGCCUCCCAGACCCGCCGCCUGCGCCCCCAGUUGUGCCGGCGUCGGAGAAAUAGGAGGUCUCGGGGCCCUGGUCUUGGAGGUGACUACUGCCUGGACUGCGAAUUCUCCGUAUUGGCCUAUUCUCCGCACUGUCCCAUCCUGGACCGGCCCAGCUGACACCACCCAGUCCUUCGAGGGCGCCGGAGAGAUCCUGGGCUGAAGCCGACCCAAUCUCCCUACUAAACUGCUCCAGUGGUACCUUCCACUGGGACUCGCCUCCUGCAGGUGGAACGUUCCAAGAAGGAACCCGCCCUCUCCCACCCCGCCCCUGCCAGCGCAUUGGUUGAGCACUUUGGAAAGACAGCGUCUUUUAUCAGACCCCACCUCCAUUCGGCUAGGUAGGCCAGCAGGACGUCCACCUCUUUUGGCAAAAGAAAAUUGGAUUCUGCACCUGGAUUUAGCCACCUCUCAUUCUGUCACCCGCACCCUCACUCACCUGAGUGGAGCCUUCCCCUUGGACGCUCAUCCUUUGCACCAAACACCCCCUACCUCCACCUCAUUGGUACAGACCAUUGUAAAGAUGCACAAAGUUCGUACGGACUUCCCGACCCGCCCCCUUCCAUCUACCUCAAUCUUAGGGGGAAGGGAGGUGGGGGUGAAUCCUGCACAGUGUUAGCUCCAAUGAGUCACCACCCUGUGGCUCCUGACCUUAAUCCAUCUUAGUACCUGCCAUUGUCAUCCUCCCCUCCCUGCGUGGAUCGACCCAACAGAACCCCCCUCUUCUUCCGCCUAUGGCGCACCCUACUGGCAUGGCUAUGCUGGGUCUUCCAGGGCGACGCCUCCAUUCUGUAGUCUGUUCCAGCAGGACGUGGCCUUUUGGGAGGAAAAACCCAUCUUGACCAGGGCUAGUCCAUUCUAGCUCACCAGUCCCCAGUCCUGGACCUACUGCUACUGUCCUUUUAUCCGGUCAUCCCUCGCUGUCCUCUUCAGUUGCCUUUGCUAGGGACCGGCCUGUCCCUCUACUACCUAAGUCAUCGUCAGUUCGCCCACCUUCCCUCCAAAUCUGCCCCUCAGAGUACUCAGGAAUCGCCCUUUCUUCCUACCUUUGGACUGGCCCAGGUCUCCCUCCGCCCUCCUUCUUGCACAUGCCUCCUCCAGGGGGACUACCGGUCCCUCAGCCCUGAGGUCCCCCUGUCCAAGCGGGGUAUUCCACCAGGGCAUAUGACCUACCCACCCGACAACUGAAGGGGGCGUGGGUGAGCUCUGUGACUCUGAAUGCUACUUUUUACAUAGACUGUCAGCGUGUUAUAAUUAAAGGAGCUCUGGGGUAAAGAUCUUAA
Messenger RNA from Rhinopithecus roxellana (golden snub-nosed monkey), 1903 nucleotides. RefSeq names its product outer mitochondrial membrane lipid metabolism regulator OPA3 (gene OPA3). The transcript is spliced from 2 exons. The coding region runs from base 95 to 637 and encodes 180 amino acids. The record is from RefSeq and is a predicted model, not a curated record. Gene Ontology annotation, cellular component: mitochondrion. Gene Ontology annotation, biological process: regulation of lipid metabolic process. NCBI's taxonomy places the organism in Eukaryota, Metazoa, Chordata, Mammalia, Primates, Cercopithecidae.